This is a messenger RNA of Uranotaenia lowii, 5393 nucleotides long. RefSeq names its product mitogen-activated protein kinase kinase kinase 4 (gene Mekk1). Gene Ontology annotation, biological process: MAPK cascade; protein phosphorylation. The transcript is spliced from 7 exons. Gene Ontology annotation, molecular function: ATP binding; protein kinase activity. The record is from RefSeq and is a predicted model, not a curated record. Lineage: Eukaryota; Metazoa; Arthropoda; Insecta; Diptera; Culicidae. Bases 1107 to 5300 code for a protein of 1397 amino acids.
UUUGUGUAGUCCGUUCACUUAUGCUUAGCAGAUAAACGAUUCGGUUAUGACAUUCCGAUUCUGUUGUUGAGACGAUCAAAUUUAAAUUUUUCACAAAUUCAAACAGGCGAUGUUUCAUUUUUAAACUUAGUCUGUAGCUUUGCACUUUUUUAAGAUGAUGAAACAGCGAACUAAGGUUAUUCGGCACAGCUUUUUCAAAAGAUAACGUUAAACUCGUUCUGCAAGCACUGGAAAUACAGAUAUACAUUUUUCUAUUGCACUUCAAACCUACUGAAUAGCAGAGUUUUCAUCAAAAAACAAACAGCACUUGUCUAUAAGUUGACCAUUCGGACGGAUUGAUCCUUUUUGUGUGUAGAUGAAAUCAUCAAUGAAUAUCUGGUCGAAGCUUCGGUCUAAGUAAAAAUAAAAUUCUACACCAUUGUUCCAUUUACCAAAAACCAAAAGUGAUUAUUUUCAAAUCACUUUUGUUGAAACCCACUCCCCUAUCUUCAUUGGAAUUGUAGCGUUAGGCACAAUUUUCCCGCAUGUUUGGAUAACGUCCCUCUAUUAAGUUUAUCCCCAUUCUGCCAGAAUAACGGAUGGGUAAUUCGAAUAUGAAACAAUCACUAAUGUAACAAAACCUUAUUAUAUAACUUGGACGAAAUAAAGACGAUUGUAUUCUCAGCAUUGCGAUACAAAUAGUAUUCUAUUAUUUUCGGUAUCAACACUCUUCAAGUAUGUUUCGAAUUCAAAGAGUUUGGUUACGACAAGCGGUAGGAAUUCUUUUGAAAAUUGCAGAAUUCUACUGCUAACACACUACCGGUUCAUUCAUACCUGAGUAGUGAUAAGAUAAGACCGUAUCUAUACGAUUUCUGUGGUCGAGGUUGAAGAUUUGUCCGUUUAUUUGCCAGAGGACAGUUUCACGGUUCAGUCGGUCAAUCGUUUUUACCGUGAUAGUUCCCGAAGGAGACGAAGCGGAUUUUGUUGCCGACAUUGGGUUUAACUCCCAGGAUUUGGAAGAGGGUCUACGCUCAGUGGACGAUUUAAUAAGCCAGUACGCGGAUCAGUAUGGUAGUACACCCCCGAGGACAAGAAUAAAGAACAAAAGUAGAAGCUCGCGGCAAAGAAUGGAAGGAAGCGUUAAAAUGCGGACAGGUGGACGCUUGGCUAGGCCACGAGCCGAUCGGCGCAACACUGUCGAUUGUGCUAUCCUGAAUCAGAUGAUCAUGGAGCCGAAUGCCGAGGAAAAGGCUCGGACCGAUAAACGAUCGACGCAGUUGUUGCGAGAGUCCGAGCGUGAGAUGAAAAUGGCUGCUGCAGUGAAUCCGGUGAUUGCUCGUAAUUCGGCCAAUUUCGGAGGUGUACUAGCAGGUUCAAUUGAAGAGCGAGCGGAAAGCAUGCCAAUUCCCAGUUCUGUUUCAAAUAGUAUUUCACCGGCAGUAAUUCCAGCGUUGAUAGAGUCUUGCAAUCGUUUUAUGAGCGUUAAAUCUCGCCCAGUUGGAUGUCGUACUUCAGCGCCACCUUCGGCGUUCGCUAGCUUUCGUGAUAGUAAUGCUAAUGUUGGCAGUGAUAUCCCACAGAAUCGAAUUGAAUUCCAUGAUACGUUUUCAAAUCUAAUCAAACUUGGAAGUGUCGAUAAAGAUCGAGUGAAUCGAAACAUAAUUUCAACGGAGGAACGAUUGUGGCAAACGCAUGUUAACGAUCUUAUUUGGUUGGAGUUGCAGGCCUGGCACGCAGAUCGAACUGUUGAACAACAAGACACUAUACUUUGUCAAGCCAGAAAAGAGAUCGAUGCUUUGUUGGCGGAAAUAAUGAAUUUCCGGUUUCAACGUCAGUUAACUAGAACGGUCAGUGAAGUCAGCAUGGCUGAUAGUGGCUUUGGAUCUGAGCCAACCGCUUCGACCGCCAAUGGUGAGAAAAAUCAGCCAUUUUGUUUUGGAUGUCUUUCAAUGUACUGUAAAGAUUGCUUAGAGGUGCAAACUAUAGCAUUGAAGCAAGUUGAAGAUUUGUUGCUAAGGUUGGAAUCAAAGGAAAGUCUUUUCCCAUCUUCGAAGGCUAUGGGUAUGGCAUUUCCCAUAUAUCAGAGCGAAGAGUUUGUUGGUCGAGUCAAGGCAAUGUGCCUCUGGUACAAUAUGACUAAGCAACAUCGUUUGACUUUGCUUAUUUUAGGAAAGCUGCUAGCCCGACUGCAAGACAAUAAAAAGUCUUACCAGUGGCCAAUUAUGGAAACAGAUAGCUCCACGAACUCGUCUGUUCAAGAAGAAAACGUAGAUACCAUCGAUAGGGGGCAAGGUGAAGCAGCAGUGAGUUCCGCUGGAGUUUGUUCAAGUAAGAAAGUGCAAUUUGCUUAUGAUGGGAGUGCAACUGAGAGCUCUAAUAGUGAUGAAUCUGGCCGUGAUUAUUCCGACAUUGAAGAUUUCUCAAUGCAACGGCAAUUUUCUUUCUCGGGAGACACAGAUAUGAGUCAGUACAUGAACUCGCUCAAUAUUUACAGUGUGAAUACGAUUACAGAAGUAACAUCUCAUACAGCCAACAACUCUACAUCUCUGUAUCGUAAAUAUAUUGAAAAUGUUUUGAAAACUAGAGGUUUGGGCAAAUCUCUAACUUUCCUGCAUCGGCUUCAUAACGUUGUGUUGAGAAAAGCGCAACUAACACUUGAAAAGCCAGAUACUCGGGAUCACGAAGAUAGUUUGUUUGACGAAGAUGAAGAUGUUCCAUGCAUCGAACCUCCGCUUGAGAAAGAUCAAGAAUCUGAGCUUCAACGCUUUGGUGCAUGGAGCGAGGAGGCAAAGAAGUUGAAUCUUCCGUCAUAUGUCUCGGCUUUCAUAUUCUUAUCGUUGAUACCUCUGGAGGUGAUUCAGGAAUUCCUGAAAAUGCGUUUAGAAACGAAACCCGUUCAGCCCAAUCCUUUAAGUUUGGAACAACAUAUUAAGGAGCUAAAAGAAGGUCUCACUCUUGCCAUGAUACAUCGAGAUCGAUUCCAGAAGCAUAUUAAUACCGCUCUGUGGGAUCGUGAAUCAGAGCUGGAUAGAUUUAUGGCUGUAUUGGAAACGUUUGACGGAACAGUUCGUCGGAUUUUCGAUCUGUAUUUGGAAUACGCCGAAAAAUGGAUUCUGGACGCUACUCCUGAGGGACAUCAAAAAGCUGCACUGGACGAAGAAUGGCGAUUUACCAAGCUAGUGUGCCCGAUGAUACCCGGUCAGCACGCCAUAGCGGCUAAAAAAUUUUGCAGCAUUGUUGAAAAAGUUUUGGAAAUCACCGGCAGUAAAAUGAUUUCCAAUUUGAGGGAGCUGGAAGAUCAAAUAAAAAUAAUCGAAGUCAAUAAUGGCGACAGAAAAUGGCAAAUCUUGGCCCUCUGUCGAGAAACUCAGGAAGUGUUGACGUUUGCACGUGAUAAGACCCUUAAAACAAUGUCGUUUACAAAAGGAUUGUUUCGCGAUCUAGAAAACGCGGACUUCCAUCGCGAUCACUGUGAUGAUUGUGUGGAUGAUUUAGAAGGUGUUGUGUUGCGAAAUAGUUGUCUGAGAAAAAAGAAAAGUUUUAUUUGUCAAGAAGUGGUUGAUAGUUUACGUAUUUUGAAGAAAAAUUUGCUAUUGUUUCGUAACAAACUGACUAAAGUAAUAGAAAUUUUGCAAAACGAAUGCAGUGUUCGAAAUAUGGCAGAUAUGGAUGAAUCUGAUCGCCUUGGUAUAUUAUCGAGAACAAGAGAAAUUUUACAUCAAGGAUACAAGUUCGGUUUCGAGUUCCAUAAGGAUUUAACGAGGCUGUAUGAAACCAGGGCUGACAACUGUCGGGAUGUGGAAAGUGAACUUAAACUGUCGAAUGCGAUAGUACAUUUCGCCAAGCUGUGGAUGAAGUUCGUGAUGGAACGAUGCGAGCGUGGACGAGGAGUUCGACCACGAUGGGCUUAUCAGGGUUUAGAAUUUUUAAUUUCGGCUUGUGAUCCUCAGUGUACAGCUCAUUUGAGUAGCGAAGAGUUUGAGGAUCUAAAGUCUAAGAUGGAUGCUUGUAUUUCGCAUGUAAUCGGAAGCAUAAGGGAGCCGGAUCGGAUUCGAAAAUCCCCUCGGUCUAGAAAGAGUUCACCUUCUCCAUCGAUUACCCAAGGCCGUGCUUCAAUUCCUACUAUCACAUUGGGAAAAACACUUCAAAAUCAAUUGAGCCUCCGAGAGGAAGGAGUAACUUUGAGACCUCAUCAUACUGUAGAUAAUAAUGAUUACUAUCGAAAGCAGACAUCGUAUGAGGGUGUCAACGACAUUAAGAUACGGGUGCCAACGGAUGUGUUACUUGGAACUAAACCCCUGCGUCAGCUGAGAGUUCGCGACGCUAUCAAUAAGUUGGACAACGAGCUCGACAUGAGAAUGCGAGCGCGCAGUUUGAUUGGUAACGUUAAGGAGAUCAGUAACUGUGAUAAGGUAUUGAACAGAGCCCGCAGCGUUAACUUCAGCUGGCACCGGGGUAUAAAAAUAGGCCAAGGCCGAUUUGGCAAGGUCUACACGGCAGUUAACAAUUCUACCGGUGAACUGAUGGCUAUGAAAGAAAUCGCUAUUCAACCUGGAGAAACCAGUGAGAUCCGCAAGGUAGCGGAAGAGAUGAAAAUAUUCGAGGGAAUAAACCACAAAAAUCUGGUCAAGUACUAUGGAGUUGAGAUACAUCGGGAGGAGCAAUUGAUCUUCAUGGAAUUGUGCCCCGAAGGAACAUUGGAGAGUUUGGUUGAAUUGAAUGGAGGUUUGCCGGAGGCACAAACUCGACGUUACACUCACCAACUCUUGUCCGGUGUAAAUGAAUUACAUCGACAUGGAGUCGUCCAUAGGGAUAUCAAGACGGCAAACAUUUUCCUUUCGAAGGAUGGCAACUGUUUGAAGCUUGGAGAUUUUGGAUCGGCAGUGAAAAUUCAAGCUCAUACAACUAUGCACGGGGAGUUGAAGCAGUAUGUUGGGACUCAAGCUUAUAUGGCACCAGAGGUAUUUACUAAAAAUAACAGCGAAGGACACGGGCGUGCUGCAGACAUUUGGUCCGUUGGAUGCGUGGUGAUCGAAAUUGGCUCCGGGAAGCGUCCAUGGCAUCAGUUCGAUUCGAAUUAUCAAAUCAUGUUCAAAGUCGGAAUGGGCGAAUCUCCGGAAAUUCCUGAAUGCCUAUCUGAAGAAGGACAUGAUUUUGUCACUAGUUGUCUGCAGUACAAUCCUAAGGAUCGACCAUCAUCAGCUGAUUUGUUGCAGCAUGAUUUUUGCAAGAUGAGUGAAGGUUCCGAUGAGGAUUUGGAAAAGGAACUACGACGAUCAUUCCGGCGGAAUAUAAACUCGACAUCUUCUUUAAAGCCAUAAUCAUCUACCUGGUAACACAAACAAACCAACAACGCAAACAAAGUCAUUUAAACACUGAUAGUGAAUUCAACUACGAGUAUGAUAAAGACUGUA